ACGAUGACACGAGGCCGUGGAUCCAUUCUGCAUCCAUUCCGCAAACAAGAAUCUCAAGACUACAUGUCGACGAGCACAAGACACUCAGAUGAGAGAUUUACACCGAUGUUUUUCUCAUUCUCUGCUUUAUACACUGCCGUGCAUUACAGCAUUUACAGCUAAUUCCAAGCGCAGAUCUGAUGCAUCGAUAGAUAGCAUGUACUGCAAUGGUUAUGAGAGCCUAAGGUCUCAGUGGGUAGCCUACUGGGGCAGGAAUGAUAUUCAUGAUACUGUCUGUAUCUAGAUAUUCUAGAAUCAUUAAUCCAAUCACAACUCUUAAGUCAAGUCAAGUU
Aspergillus brunneoviolaceus CBS 621.78 is the source of this 332-nucleotide messenger RNA. RefSeq lists its product as uncharacterized. Bases 89 to 283 code for a protein of 64 amino acids. The record is from RefSeq and is a predicted model, not a curated record. The transcript has a single exon. NCBI's taxonomy places the organism in Eukaryota, Fungi, Ascomycota, Eurotiomycetes, Eurotiales, Aspergillaceae.